AUGUUCCCUACAGUCCCCAUCAACAGCAGCAGAUAUUCCCCUGUUUUAUGCAAUAGCUCACAAAGCAAUUCUGUUGAACCAUUUCAUGGCAAGCGUCCCUCGACCAAAUCAGCCACCUCAUCAGGUCGUUUUGCGAUCAAGGUUACAAGCCCUGUAAUGCAACCCAUAACCUCAGAGCCAUUGGGAGAGGCCACUGGAAUUUCGACUACACCUCAUACUGCUGGGCAUCCAUCAGUUCCUUUGAAACAUCAUCCUGGUGAAGUGCUAGCUCAAUGCGACCUGGUGCUCGAUUUCAUCCUCCAGAAGCCUUGUGAAAAAUACUCCAAAGUGUUUUCCCGUGUAACGCCCUACCACUACAACACCAUACUGCACGCAGUAGAAAAGCUUGCAGGAAAACCGAGAUUAUUCUACAACUACGAAAAUUUUCAACUUGAGGUCGAAAUGCCCUCAUGCAUCCAUGAUUCCAUCGUGAAUGUCAUCCGAUGUGGCCUGGAAUCUGUGGAUAAAAUGCUACAUGAUCUUAUCAUCGGACAACUCAUACAUACCGAAGUACACCCUAGCUUAACAUUGAACACUGGAAAGAAGGAAUUCGUUCCAGACUGUGUUCACAUCGUCACCGCCCGCAGCAAUCCCCCCGUUAGGAAGAUCCCCUCCCUGGUUGAAGUAGCGUACUCGCAAGCGGAGACCCCACUUCUGGGCAGGUUCUGA
Suillus fuscotomentosus is the source of this 708-nucleotide messenger RNA. RefSeq lists its product as uncharacterized. The transcript is spliced from 4 exons. Bases 1 to 708 code for a protein of 235 amino acids. Lineage: Eukaryota; Fungi; Basidiomycota; Agaricomycetes; Boletales; Suillaceae. The record is from RefSeq and is a predicted model, not a curated record.